Amyelois transitella is the source of this 1550-nucleotide messenger RNA. It is a transcript of the gene Pex12, whose product is annotated as peroxisome assembly protein 12. Lineage: Eukaryota; Metazoa; Arthropoda; Insecta; Lepidoptera; Pyralidae. The record is from RefSeq and is a predicted model, not a curated record. Gene Ontology annotation, biological process: protein import into peroxisome matrix; protein monoubiquitination. Gene Ontology annotation, molecular function: protein binding; zinc ion binding; ubiquitin-protein transferase activity. The transcript has 8 exons. Bases 176 to 1171 code for a protein of 331 amino acids. Gene Ontology annotation, cellular component: peroxisomal membrane; peroxisomal importomer complex.
CUCGGUAACAAAUUGUCAAAGUUCGUUAUUUACCCGUCGUCGUGUUUACGUUUUGCCUAGAAAUUGGUGAAACAAGUUCUUUUACAAUAUGUAUAAACUAAGUAUCUAAGUAAUUUGAUGAAAUAUUUAUUGAAGUUUUCGAAAACAACUCAAAGCGAAUUGUGAGAUCAUUAAAAUGGCCGUAUACGCGGCUCAUUUGACGAGGACCCUCCAGGGGACUCCUUCAAUCUUCCAGGUCACUGCUCAAGAAGCCCUGGGCGCUACAGUGAAGCCAGCACUCAAAAAACUAGUGGAAUACCUAGCCGCCGUGUACCCCAACAAGUGCGGGUGGUGCGAGAGAUGGUACGAUGAACUUUAUUUGCUGUUUGACUGCUGUCUGCAGUAUCAUUACCUCAAGCAUUAUGCGGCAUCAUUCUCGGAGAGUUUCUACGGCCUGCUCCGAGUGCCAGUCUCCGUCAGUGGAGAGUUCAGCUCGGGCCACCACCGACUCCCACCUGGUCUCGAGCAGGCUUCUCUGGCCGUGUUGGUGCUCCUGCCGUAUUUGAAAGACAAGUUGGAGACUGUUAUUGAUAAGUGGAGAGAAGAUGAAGAGGACGGUCGGUUGGGAAAGGACCGCCUGCGCCACGCGGCUGUGGUGGUGUACGGCGUAGCGCACAUGUCGUGGUCGGCGUGGCGGCUGCUGCGGUGGGGCGCCUUCCUCACGCGGGGCGCCGCCCCCGACCCGCUGCUCGCGGUCUUGGGUCUGUCGCUGAAACACGCGCCGCCGCCCGCGCCGCAGCCCGACGAUCACACCUGGUCCGAUCUCUUCAGGAACAUGGUCACGGGGAACUUUGGCAGCGCCGCGCUAACGUUCCCGAUGCUGGGCGCGCUGUGCCUGGGCGCGGUGGAGUACGGCGCCUUCGCCGUGCAGUUCCUGCGCUGGUGGGAGGCGCGCGGGGCGCCCGCCGCGGGGCUGCCGGCGCCCCCCCCGCCGCAGCGACCGCAGCCGGCCGCUCACAAGAACCGCUGUCCGCUGUGCCGGCGCGCGUGGAGGAUCCCCACCGUGCUGCCGGUGUCCGGCUACAUCUUCUGCUACGUUUGCAUCUCUCGGCACGUGCGGCAGCACUCUGCCUGCCCCGUCACCCGCUGCCCCGCCUCCGACAGAGAGCUCGUCAGACUCUACAUUGACUGACUGACUGACUCACUUUGAACUGAUAUUGCGAAGAGUGCGUAGCGGAUACGACUGAUUUUUUGAACAAUUUGAAAUUACACUGUGUCACUUUCCAGUCGUUUACUCUAAGGUCAGACAUAGAAAUACAAUUUUUUAACCAACUUUAAAAAGGAGAACGUACUCAAUUCAGCCGUAGGUGUAAUUUUAUUUCUGUGUAAUUAGUAUGAAUUGCCUGAGUUUGUUAAAUGUUAAUUAAUAUUAAUGUGAUAUAGCUUUAUAAUAAUGUUUUGGUGAUUGGAUGCAAGGGUGUUAUUUAUAUUGAGUCGUUUUUUAGGUACUGUUAUAGUAUUUUUACGUGCCAGUGACAAAAACGUAUUAUAUUGUACAGAAAGGUGAUGUU